GGGUGCGCGAGCAGCUGCGGUUCCGGUUCCGACCCGGCUGGAAGAGGAGGAGCGGGAAACCGCGCUGGCAGAGCCCUGCCCCAGGGAAGCCAAGUUGAUGUUUGUCGAUGCAGCAGUGCCACCCCGCGUGGUGAUGACCUUCCAGCGCCUGGUGUGUGCACUGGCCUCCCGCCAGCUGGCUCCCAUAAGACUUGCAGGAAGCCGCCCUCUGCACGUAGCCCUUGCAGCUCGCUCUGACAAGAGCGCCCCAGUGUUCACCCGCGCCCUGGCCUUUGGAGACAGAGUUGCCCUCGUUGACCAGCAUGGCGUCCACACGUACAAGGACCUUUACUGCCGCAGCCUCCGCCUGUCCCAGGAGAUCUGCCGGCUCCUUGAGUGUGCCGGCCAGGACCUGCAGGAGGAGAGGAUCUCUUUUAUGUGCUCCAAUGACGUCUCCUACGUGGUUGCACAGUGGGCCUCAUGGAUGAGCGGCGGCAUCGCCGUCCCUCUCUUCAGGAAGCACCCCCAGGCCGACCUGGAGUACUUCAUCCAGGACUCCCAGAGCUCUGUGGUCCUUGCUGGCCAGGAGUACGUGGAGCUCCUGAGUCCAGUGGUCAGGAAGCUAGGGGUCCCACUCCUGCCUCUCCCGCCUGCAGUCUACAAUGGGGCAGCUGAGGAGCACGGGGUGGGGGAGUUGCCGGAACGAGACUGGAGAGACCGGGGUGCCAUGAUCAUCUAUACCAGCGGGACCACGGGGAGGCCCAAGGGUGUCCUGAGCACCCAUCACAACAUCAGGGCUGUGGUGACGGGGCUGGUCCACAAGUGGGCGUGGACUAAAGACGAUGUGAUCCUUCAUGUCCUCCCCCUGCAUCAUGUCCAUGGCGUGGUCAACAAGCUGCUCUGUCCACUCUGGGUGGGAGCCACCUGUGUGAUGCUCCCGGAGUUCAGUGCCCAGCUGGUUUGGGAAAAGUUCUUAAGUUCUGAAACUCCACGGAUUAAUGUGUUUAUGGCAGUGCCUACAAUAUACACCAAAUUGAUGGAUUAUUAUGACAAGCAUUUUACCCAACCGCAUGUCCAGGAUUUCGUGCGUGCCGUUUGUGAAGAAAAGAUCAGGUUGAUGGUUUCGGGAUCAGCUGCUCUGCCCCUGCCUGUACUAGAGAAGUGGAAGAACAUCACAGGCCACACUCUGCUGGAGAGGUAUGGGAUGACGGAGAUCGGCAUGGCCCUGUCCAACCCCCUGACCGUAGCAGCUCGCUUGCCAGGUUCUGUGGGGACCCCGCUGCCAGGCGUUGAGGUACGAAUUGUCUCAGAAAACCCACAGAAGGAGGGCUGCCCCUACAUCCUCCACGCGGAAGGAAACGAGAAGGACACCAGGGUGACCCCAGGAUUCAAGGAGAAGGAAGGGGAGCUCUUGGUCAGGGGACCCACUGUGUUCCGUGAAUACUGGGGCAAACCAGAAGAAACGAAGAAAGCGUUCACCUCAGAUGGCUGGUUUAAAACAGGCGACACAGCCAUGUUCAAGGACGGCAGCUACUGGAUCCGGGGACGCACAUCAGUGGACAUCAUCAAGACGGGUGGCUACAAGGUCAGCGCCCUGGAGGUGGAGCGGCUGCUGCUGGCGCACCCCAGCAUCAAGGAUGUGGCUGUGAUCGGUGUUCCGGACAUGACGUGGGGCCAGCGCGUUACUGCAGUGGUGACACUGGAAGAGGGACACUCACUGUCCCACAGGGAGCUCAAAGAGUGGGCCAGAGGCGUCCUGGCCCCGUAUGCUGUGCCCUCGGAGCUGCUGCUGGUGGAGGAGAUCCCAAGGAACCAGAUGGGGAAGAUCAACAAGAGGGACCUGGUCAGGCAGUUCUACCCGCACAGCCAGGGAGCGCCGGAGGCCAGGCACCCGUGAGCCAGCAGCUGCUCUACACCCAAACCCCCAAUUGGGUGGAACAGAGUCCGGCCUGAUGGAGUAAGAUCACAGCCAGAGGCCUCCUCUGUCCGUCCGUGUGGCCACAUCCACACCUUUGCCUGGUCAGGCCCCAGGAGGGUCCAGGUGUCACUCAGGGAUGCAGGUCUCCACAGGAAAUUCAGUAAAGCUUCUCAGAGAAAAACGCCUGUGCUGUGCUGUCUACCCGGGGCUGCGUGGGGGCUGUGCGGCAGGGACAGAGAAUGCACUUGUCUGCACACACGUGCACGCCACGCAGCCCAGUGUCCCCCCUUUGUCCAGGAUGCCCAGGCCGCGGCCUCAGGUGGCCUGGACCCCUGCAGAGCCUCCUGAUUGAACCCUGACUGCUCUGAGGAGCCCACCUGGAGGACAGGCCCAGGCAUCCAGGUGAGGGGGUUUGGGUGUGCCAUCAUCCCUUCUGCCCUCCCUGGGGUUUCCCAGUGUGUCUCUAGGACAGUCCACGUCACAAGAGUGGCUUCACUGAGCCCCAGGGAGUGGCAGAGGCUCAUGUAGGCCUUCAGGCCAAGCCGACCGCCAUAGGGACAAAGCUCAGGCAACCAGAGGGCCAGGGAAGCUGUGUCUGGACCCCCUGCUGAGCAGCUGGGUGCAAUCCCUCAACCCCCACAAAGGGCCCACAAACUUCUGGGCUGGCCAGGUGGCCUUAUUUCCGUCUCUGUGGCUACAUGGUCCCUGUGGAGCCGCUCACCUCCAUGGUUGUGGUGUAGGUCCCACUGUUCUGUGGAGUCCAAAUCCUCUCAGUAGCCAGAGGCUGACCGCCAGUGGCCCUGCAGCUGCUCCACCUUGACCCUUAACCCCCACCCCCUCCAUGCUGUCCCCACCACAUACCCCUGUACUCCCACAACCCCUCCUUUCAGUCUUUGUCUAAAUGCCCCCUCUCCUUCCCAGACCCUCCCCCCAGACAGGCCCUGUCCUCCACACUCCUGGCCACCGUUGCACAGACCUCAGCGUUCCCACUCCCCGCUCUUGGCCGUCUUGAUUCCGACGCACGGGUGCCCUUUGUACACUCUGAACAGAGAAUCCAGAGGCUUCUGGACAGUUUACCAGAGACCUGGGCAGCUCCUCUGCCCACAGCUGGUGGGAAGUGGCCCUCACAGCACAGCAGGAGUCUGGCCCUGACUUUUCCAGAACCUGUCUCCAAACUGUGUGUCUGAAAGAGCAGCAAAUCGUGGGAACUGGAGGAGCCACCCCAGCCUGUGCAGGGGCGCAGUGCCUUAUUGAGAGGCUGUAACUGGUGAGAGAGGCGGAGCUGGGACCACCCUCCCGCCCUCAGCACCGCCUGUGGCCUGUGACUCCCCAAGGCCUGACCCUGGGUGUGGGAUUUGCUCAAAGGAACAUCCAGCCCCAAGUUCCCUCCUGCCUGAGGUCUGGACAUGAACGCCAGUCACCCACCUACAUGCAGGCCCCUUUGCGGGGCUCAGCCGCUGUGCCCACAGCUGGCUCCUCUAGAGGGGAGCCCUCCACACCUCCGUGGACACCUGGCUUCCCCCUGUCCUGUGGUCACCCCUGUGGUAACGAGGGAAUCACAUAACCACAUGCUACUGAGAGAAGUCAGACUGGACACUGCAGGGUCUUCCCUAAUCCCAGUGAUUUGACACUAAUUCCUAAAAAUGGUUACAUAAUUACUUGCUUUAUGCUGUAAUCUAUGUCAGACACUUUCUGAAAAUGACAGUCACCUUUGGCAAACAGCAAGAGGACAGAGGAUGUUGAUUUGUCCUUGGAACAGGUCCCUGUAAGGCAGGGGUCCUCAAACUUUUUAAACAGGGGACCAGUUCACUGUCCCUCAGACCGUUGGAGGGCCGGACUAUAGUUUAAAAAAAAACUAUGAACAAAUUCCUAUGCACACUGCACAUAUCUUAUUUUGAAGUAAAAAAACAAAACGGGAACAAAUACAAUAUUUGUAUUUGCAUGUGGCCCGCGGGCCGUAGUUUGAGGACCCCUGCUCUAAGGACACAGAACGCUGGGCCCCACUCGUUAAGUCAACAUGAUGGAGGGUCACGAGGCUUCCAGGAAGUCCCCCUUGCUAAAUAUGCCCCCUACACACACCUGGGGCUGCCCCGCCCACCCCACACUCGCUCCCCCAGUGAAGCCAGCCGCAGGCACCCUGGGAGCUGAGCUGUGACGGCCUAAUUGACAGCCCAUCUGCCUUCAGCCUCCCUGGGCAGGCUGAGCUGGGGCUGAACUCACUGAAAGGCAGCCUGGAUGCCCAGGGUUCCUGGUGGGGCUGCUGCGCAGACAGGCCGCCGCCUCAGCAGCGGGAAGGCCAGCCUGUGCCUCCAGGAUCGCUCGGGAGGGAGCACGCCUGGCUCAGCGGGUCCCCGAGUCCCACCAUGUCCUUCCUGGACAUGGCUCAUUAGCAGCCACAGGGAAGCCCCGCUGCCUCCACGUCCACCCAGCGUCUGUGUUUGCAGACACGAGGCCAGCCAAGGUAAGAGCCCCCUGCGGAGAGACAGGCUUGAAACAGCCCCUCCCAGCACCCGGCCCGAGCCCUCUGCCUGCGUUUCCUGUUCUGUGAUCUGAGGCUGGUGCUUCCUCUGGGCUCCUCGGGUUCGAACCAAGGGCUGAGGGCUUCGCUUCCUCGGAGCUUGAGUCUGGGACUGGCGAUGGCACACGGCUCCAUCUAGGAGCUCCCCAGCCCUCCUGGCUCCCCAGAGGAGGCCAAGCAGGAAGUCGGGGCGGGGCAUGGAGCUCUAACAGCCGGGGGCCGCGCAGGCCAGGCCACCAGCACCCACUGCCCAGGCACCAGGCACUUCCGUGUCCACCAGUCUCAGCCACGGCUCAAGUCUUUGUCUAAUCGCCACGCUGGCCCUGCUGCCCCACCUGCGGCACGAGGUUCCCAGUGGUGAGGAACGCGCCAGGCCAGCAGCGUGCCACAGCCCCUGUGUUCACAUCCGGCCUCUGUCUCCCUCUGGGGAGGCAUGGGCCUCGCCCUGCCACCUUCACACGUGGGACUUAAAAAUGUUCUCCUGGCCCUGACUGGUUGGCCCCAUGGUUAGAUAGAGCAUCGGCCUGUGUACUCAAGGGUCCCAGGUUCGAUUCCAGUCAAGGGCAUGUAC
Molecule: messenger RNA, 4986 nt
Organism: Myotis myotis
Lineage: Eukaryota; Metazoa; Chordata; Mammalia; Chiroptera; Vespertilionidae
Gene: ACSF3
Product: acyl-CoA synthetase family member 3
Exons: 10
Coding region: 98-1876 (592 amino acids)
Biological process (GO): fatty acid metabolic process
Molecular function (GO): medium-chain fatty acid-CoA ligase activity
Source: RefSeq, a predicted model, not a curated record